Scheffersomyces amazonensis is the source of this 1469-nucleotide messenger RNA. Its product is annotated as palmitoyltransferase. The transcript has a single exon. NCBI's taxonomy places the organism in Eukaryota, Fungi, Ascomycota, Pichiomycetes, Serinales, Debaryomycetaceae. Gene Ontology annotation, molecular function: protein-cysteine S-palmitoyltransferase activity. The record is from RefSeq and is a predicted model, not a curated record. Gene Ontology annotation, cellular component: endoplasmic reticulum; Golgi apparatus. Gene Ontology annotation, biological process: protein targeting to membrane; peptidyl-L-cysteine S-palmitoylation. Bases 69 to 1361 code for a protein of 430 amino acids.
AUAACUAUAUACAAAUAGCCACAAAGAAGUCAAGUCUAGUCUAGUCAAUGACUGAAAUAAUAUGACCAAUGAUCUUUGAAAUACCGGGGGCGAAUAACAAGUUAGUACAACUCAUUGUGCCCAUACUAGUGAUACUAGGUUUAGGGUACUAUGAUUUUGUUUCAUGCUAUUCAUUAGGGUAUCAACAAAUUUAUAAGUAUCAUUCACAUGGAGUAGCUAUUAGUCUAUGGGUAUUGGUAGGAUUCAUAGAAGUUACAUUAUUUUUAUAUUGGAUAUUGAUAUUUAUUAUUGGACCUGGGAAGGCACCUAAAUUAGCACCAUUUGAUAUUUAUAAUGAACAUUCACAAGACCUAACUACUUUACCAGAUAUUUUCUUAUGUGAUAAAUUUGGAUAUCCAUAUUAUAAUUCUCAUACAGAUUCAUUAACAAUACCAAGAUCGUUCUAUCUGAAACAUACAGAAUAUAUGGUUUUAAAAUAUGAUCAUUACUGUCUUUGGAUAGGAUCUGUCAUUGGAGAAAACAAUUAUUUAUUCUUUAUGAAAUUUAUGAUUUGGUUCUUUUUACUUUUCUUUGUACCUUUAAUAUAUUUGAUAAGGUAUGUCCCUUCUCAAAUUUCUCGAGAAGGUGAAAUUAAUCAUAAUUUUAUACCUAUGUUUAUUUUUUGUGGAUUUUGGCUUAUAAUGAUUGGUGCUUUAUUUGGAGUACAUUUUAAAUAUGUAUGCAUCAAUAUGACAACUUUUGAUGAAAUCACAAUGACUCAAAAGAAGAUAUAUAGACGUUGGAAAUAUAAUAGUGAAUCUUACAAGAAGAGUCAUCGCAAGCCUAGAAAGGAAAAUGGGAAACGAUUUGUAAAUAUUAAAAAGGAUAAUUUACGAUUAGUAGUUCAAUUCGAUAUAGAAGAUCAUCCUUACAAUAUGGGAUUUAAAAAAAAUUGGAUUAAUUUAGUUUUUAAUGGGAAUAGAAAUCAUGGCCUUGAUUCAGAAUUUUACACUGGCAAUAAAUUGGCAUAUACAUUCCUUAUACUCUUGAUACCAUUUGUGGAUAUACCAAUUGCAUUUAAAAACCGUACGACAAUUGCCUCCAUUGAACAAGUAGAUCCCGAAUCCAGAUACUCAGAAUAUAAACGAAAUUCUAGCACAAUAAAUCCCGAUUUCUUACAAUCUUUAUACAGGAAAAUUGAAUACAAAGAUUGUUACUUGGCCCAAUACUUAUCCCCAGAAAUUCUUGCUACUUAUACAAACCACCGAUCUAAAGUGGAAGUCUCUGAUGACGAUGAUAAUUAUAAUGAGCCUAAGGCUGCCCCUUCACUGGAUAAGAAUAGUCCACUGACAAAGACUACUGUACUGGACGACCCUAUAUAACAAACUCCUUCUUCUUCUAAAUAGUCACUAUAAAUUUUUAGCACCCAAAUUAAGUUAUGGUGCUUAUGUGCAGGUCACUCUAUAUUAAUAAAUUUAUUUCUUUGACUA